CGCCCCGCCGCUUCCCCUUCCUGUGCCGCGGCCGCGACGCCUCUUUCGCCGCCGCGGCGAGCGGGACCCGGUCCCGGGGCCGGCGGCAUGGGCGACAAGGCGGCUCCGCGCCGGCUGCGCCACGUGGCCUCGUGCAGGUUAGAGGAUAAGAAGAAGUUGUCUGUUUCUAAAGCCUAUGUCCUUCAGCCUUGGAUUUUGAAGCUCUUGUUGAAAUAUGAAGAGCUAGAAGUCAGUGAUGAUCCCGUGGCUGGGCAGGUCCUGAAAGUUUUGAGUGACUCAGCAACUGCAGACCAAGAUGAGGAGUGCACAGCUGCUGUUCUGCAUGUCUCAGAUGGGUCCUUCUACAUCCGGGCGAUCAUGACCAUGGAAGCUGUGCAGAACAUAGAAAGUGCCCAAGUCCAGAUCAGGUUCUCCAGCCUCGUUGGCAGAAUUCUCAUCUUACAACAAUACAGUGCGCGCUUCCAGGAAGAGAUCAAAGUGGAGGAUUGUGCGUUCUACGUGCAAGUCCACCGUUUCGUCUUGUUGCCCAUGGAGAGGCAGAGGGCAGCUACGCUGGACUGUCAUCAGGAACCCUCAGUUCUGCAGAAGAUAAAGGCACUGUGGCAGAGAAGCAUCUUCCAGAGGUUUGAGUGCUCAGAGCCAACUCUUACUCAGUUAAUUGAUGAAAUAGCACAGGACCGGCUUCAAGUUUUAAAGGAAAACACUAAGGAUUGCUUGGAAUUACUGGACCCAAAUGAGCUGCCCGCCACUGGGGAGACUAAAGCACUUCCCAUCACCACGUGGGAGGCUGAACGCAAGAGAGCAAAGAUGAGCAAUGAUAUCUUCACGGUCUCAGCAAGCUACUUGGUGAUCUGUCCUGAGGAGGAAGCAGGGAUGAGCCGUGCUUGCCCAUCAGGAGCUUCCCAAGACAUUCCUGAGAGCAGCAGCAAUGACAGGGACCUAGAUGACCAGAGCAUAGUAGCAUAUCCCACUGUGACAGAAUUUGGGGUGACAUCCCCAAGUAUGGAGACAUCCCCGGAUAAUCCGUGGAACAGGCUUCAAUCAGUGUCCCUUACUCUGACCUCCUCUUUUGAAGAAAAGUCCAUUAAUCAGCCCAGUCCGCCCAAAAUGCAAGAGACUGAGCUAGCCAGGUUUGCAGAGGGGGGGCCUGAUGUGCUGCCUGACAGCAACACUCCUGAUUUGGAACCUGAAAGCCAGAAGUCCCGUUAUAGCCCAUUGCAGGAUGAAUCAGCUGAGAUUCUGAUUCCUUUGCUGCUGUCAUCUCCCAGAGGAACUUGCCUCACAGAGUCUGCCAGUCAAAGGCCAGAUGUCAUAUUUCAGGCCGCACCAGAUGCAGCAAAGAAUUUCUGCUUUUCUCCAGCUUCUCCCAUUGUAGGCAGCAGCAGCAGCAGCAGCAGACCAGAUGUGUUUGGGUCCUCUGCAAAUGGGACUUUUAAAGAACAGGCUGAUUCCAGUUGUACGGUUUCCCCUUCAAGCACAAAGAACUCAACCAGUCCUGUAUGUAGCAGUAAGUACAGGAGGAAGGUUGGUAAAAAUGGCUGGGACACAAAGCACUCAGGGGUCAAGAGAAAGCUGCUGGUGGGAGACGAGGAGGACCACAGCAAGACCCACAAGAGAGCCCAGAACAAACUUGCUCACACAGAUGAUCCCAAGGCCAGCGAGAGCAGUGUGGCCAGAAAAGGAGUGAGACACAGACCGAGACUGGAGUUUGUAAAUGCGGAGAGAGCCAAGAAGAGCCGGAUGGAGGAGGCUGUGCCAGUUCCAGAGCCUCCCUGCCCCUGGGACAUUGAGGAAAUUCCAGAACAGAACAAAUGGGCAUCAGCAGCGAAUGAGGAGGAGUCCUGGCCAGACCAGGACAAAGUCCAGUAUCAGAAGUUCAAGCAGGAAGUCCCAUCUCAGUACAAAUACAAGGCACCAACCCCUGAUCUCUGCAACAGAUUGAAGUCUGUAAGGAUCUCGAAAACAAUGCUAAAAUGGGCUUGUUGGAUCCUCACUGAAGAAGAGUUGCAGUCCUGAGCAAAGUAGAGUGGCAUUGGGGUGUGCAGUCAGAGGUUCUUCUGUGUACAGUACUGGUUUACUCAAUCAAAGCAAACUGCAGUUACGGUAGUGGUCUAUCCAGAGUGAAUGCUCUGGGCAGUCAUGGUACAAAGGAAGACAUAAAUCAUUUUAUACUCUGGUUCCCCAACCUGGUGGGGGUACUCUUGGGGCUUCUUUAAACACAACAUGUAGCAUGUGUCAGGAGUCCCUUCUUGGUGUUUUUCAGUAAACGUUAGCAACAUCAGACCUGAGGUACAACACGAAGGUAACAUGUUUGACCCCUUGCUGCCAGAUGCUUGUGUAUGGCUGUGAUGGGCAUCUGGAAACUAGCUGGAACAGGAAGUAGGAAAACAAACAUUGAGCUGGGUGUAGAAGUUUUUCCCCUAUUGGGAGUAGCAUCCUCUGUUGUAGCUGAGGCUACAGGAACACUUGAAAAACAUCACAAUAGUAGUUUUUGUUUCAUAGCAGUGUCCCCUGCAAAUCUGAAGUUUGUUUUUUUAAGGGUUAUUUGGAUUAGUUUCCUGCUCCACAAGUUACAAAAUAUUUUGCACAACUUACGUUUUGGAAACUAAAAAUAAAAGCCUAUUUUUAAAUACACAGUUUGCAUUCCCUUUCAUCACCAUCAGGUUCACAACUCCCCUGAUCAUAUUUUGUGGGCAAAGCCAAGGGAAUAAUGAUAAUCUAAAUUAAUAAAUAUGGUAUUCUGGAUUUAAAAAGAAAAACCUGCCUAUUUUGGUGGUGCUACUGUCUGUAUGUAGAAAGAACCACAAGUAUAUGGAAACAAUUGCAUGCAUGUGAAAUGGAUCUAGGACCAUGCAAAACUGUGUUCCUGAAGAUGUGGUCCUGUGUAUUUUGUGAUUGCAUAAUGAUUCCCUCUCAUUAAAACAAAACAACAGUGACAAAUGUAA
This is a messenger RNA of Alligator mississippiensis (American alligator), 2945 nucleotides long. RefSeq names its product ACD shelterin complex subunit and telomerase recruitment factor (gene ACD). The record is from RefSeq and is a predicted model, not a curated record. The transcript has 14 exons. Gene Ontology annotation, molecular function: telomeric repeat DNA binding. Gene Ontology annotation, cellular component: chromosome, telomeric region; telomerase holoenzyme complex; shelterin complex. NCBI's taxonomy places the organism in Eukaryota, Metazoa, Chordata, Crocodylia, Alligatoridae. Gene Ontology annotation, biological process: telomere maintenance via telomerase; telomere capping. Bases 88 to 2016 code for a protein of 642 amino acids.